AUGGAAGACAUAAUCAUCAAAGAUGUCGAUCUGGAAAGAUCAGAAAACCUGCAGAGACACAAGACCGACGGCUUCAGCAGCUCCAAGUCCCUGGUGGUGCGGAGAGGAGCCACCUUCAGGAUCAGUCUGCAGCUGGGGGGCCGACCCUUCAACCACACGACCGACUCUCUCAGGGUCAAAGUCAUGCUGGGCCGCCUGUAUGUGAUCAUGCCGGUCACUUUCUGCAAUAAGGUGUCCUCAACCAAGUGGAAAGCUUAUAUGGACCAGGACAACCUGGACCCUCAGAAUGUCUCCAUCUACAUCUCCUCUCCUUCCACGGCCCCAGUUGGUCUCUACGGAUUCCAGCUGAGUCUGUUCUCUCAGGGCAGCAAGCGGGCGCGCACCUACGGCAAAUUCAUCCUGGUCUGCAAUCCCUGGUGCCCUGAAGACUCGGUGUACAUUCCCUUUGAGGACCAGAAAGAGGAAUAUGUCCAGAACGACUCUGGGUUGCUGUUCAUGGGGACGACUAUGAACCUUGUGUCGAUGCCGUGGUCAUUUGAUCAGUACGAGCCUGGGGUUCUGGAGGCGUGUCUGAAUCUGCUGCAGGUCAGUCCCCAGCACCAGCACAACAGGAGAGGAGACUACUUGAAGAGGAACAACCCCGUGUACAUCAGCCGGGUGGUGUCUGCCAUGAUCAACUGUGAAGACGACCGCGGCGUCCUGAAAGGGAACUGGUCCGGGGACUUCAAGGACGGACUGAACCCGUCCGUGUGGACUGGGAGCGGUGACAUCCUGAGGCAGUGGGCCCAGUCCAGCUACAGCCCAGUCAAGUACGGGCAGUGCUGGGUGUUUGCAGCCGUCAUGUGCACAGUCAUGAGAGUUCUUGGCAUUCCUUGUCGUGUGGUGACGAACUUCAACUCCGCUCACGACACCAACGGCAACCUGACGAUCGAGGAGUACUACAGCGAGAAGGGGGAGAAGCUGAAACACAGCAAUGACAGCAUAUGGAACUUCCACGUCUGGGUGGAGUGCUGGAUGACUCGUCCGGACAUUGGAGUUGAUAUGGACGGUUGGCAGGUUCUGGACCCGACUCCUCAGAACAGGAGUGGAGGAGUGUUCUGCUGCGGUCCAUCUCCAGUCAAAGCGAUCAAGGACCGGCGCACGGACCUGCUCUACGACGUCCCCUUCGUCUGCGCCGAGGUCAACGCCGACGUGCACACCAUCAUCGUGAGCCAGGGCCGGGUGGUGGGCCUCAACAAAGACACAGAGAAAGUGGGAUCCCUCACCUGCACCAAAGCUGUUGGGUUCCCCAGAAUGCAGAGAAUCACAGGAGACUACAAAUUCAUCAAAAGUCCGACUUCCACAAUCUCAUCCAGAAGCUCCGGGACAUCAGACGACUCAACAUUGAGGAGAGACUCGUCCAGAGGAGUGUUCGUCUCCCUGAACCUGGACAAGGCUCCGGUGGCCGGCGAGCCGAUCAGCUUCACCGUGAAAGUCAUGAACAAACAACGCGUUGCCAAGACCAUGACAAUGCAUCUCAACGCUCAGGCCAAGGAAUACAACCACAGCCCCUCGGACACAUUCUGGCAAAUGCAGGGCCUCAUACAGCUGGCACCCAUGGAAGUCAAGACUCUGACGCAUCAGAUCCUCCCGGCCCAGUAUGAGGACGUGGUGGGGGACAACCUCAUCAACCUGGCAGUGGUCCUGGAGGACAGGGCCAGUGACAAGCGGGUUCUGGCCACAGAGGAGUUCAACAUCUCCAGCCCACAGCUCAACAUACAGAUCUCAGAUGAAGACUCCAUUGUGCCGAACAAGGAGCACACGGCUGUGGUGACCUUCACUAACCCGUUUUCUCACAUGGUGAGCGGAGUGCUCACCAUCGCCGGGGCCGGGCUCGUCCAGGGCAAGAUUAACUUCAGGAUGCUGCCGCUGCAUCCAGGAGGGAAAGUAGAGCAACGCAUCACUUUCACCCCCAGCAUGGUGGGAAUGAGGAUGCUGCAGGCGAACCUGUCGCUGAUCAACAUCAACUCCACUAUCAGGGGCUUCAAGAUGGUCUCUGUCAACAGAGCUUAG
Limanda limanda (common dab) is the source of this 2052-nucleotide messenger RNA. It is a transcript of the gene tgm5l, whose product is annotated as transglutaminase 5, like. Gene Ontology annotation, molecular function: protein-glutamine gamma-glutamyltransferase activity. The coding region runs from base 1 to 2052 and encodes 683 amino acids. The transcript is spliced from 14 exons. The record is from RefSeq and is a predicted model, not a curated record. Lineage: Eukaryota; Metazoa; Chordata; Actinopteri; Pleuronectiformes; Pleuronectidae. Gene Ontology annotation, biological process: peptide cross-linking.